Messenger RNA from Rodentolepis nana, 2922 nucleotides. The record is from the annotation of a GenBank genome assembly. Lineage: Eukaryota; Metazoa; Platyhelminthes; Cestoda; Cyclophyllidea; Hymenolepididae.
AUGUCGUCGAAUUACAUUCGACUUGGUAAAUUUGAAUAUAACCCUGCCGAUAUUCUUGGAAGUGGAGCUUUCGCUGUUGUCUAUAAGGGCCGAUUUCGGAAUGAUAAAAGUCGUAAAGUUGCUAUAAAGCAGAUGAUUAAAAAUCAAAAUGUUGAUAAAUCAAAGAGUUUACUGAGCAAGGAAAUAUCUGUUCUAGCGGAUCUCAACCACGAACACAUAGUUCGACUUUAUGACCACUGUGUAAAUGAAAGCGAUGUUUAUCUCGUGAUGGAAUUUUGUAAUGGUGGGGACCUUAACGAUUACCUUCACCGCAAAAAAACCCUACCUGAGGAAACAAUUAGGCAUUUUCUGAUUCAAAUUGGUUCAGCCAUGGACGCCAUGAACAGAAAAGCUAUUGUUCACCGAGAUUUAAAACCUGGCAAUAUUCUUCUUAGUUACUAUGGAAACUAUGGUUCUGUUGAAGAUGUGCCAGGACCACUUAUUACCUUCAAACUUGCGGAUUUCGGUUUUGCUCGCUUUUUACAGUAUGGCAUAAUGGCACAAACAAUGUGCGGCUCGCCUAUGUACAUGGCUCCGGAAGUUCUUAUGUGUCAAAAGUAUGAUGCUCGUGCAGAUAUCUGGAGUAUGGGUAUCAUUGUUUAUCAAUGCUAUGUCGGAAAAGCCCCAUUUAUCGCCAACAGUCCUGAAGCGCUCAAGAAUAUCUACCUUAAAACUGUUGAUUUGAAACCAAAGAUUCCAAGUGGAACAAGUCCUAAUCUUCGUGAUCUCCUGCUCAAAAUGCUUGUUAGAAAAGCAAGUGAUCGUAUAGAUUUCCCCUCUUUUCUCUCCCAUCCGUUUCUCACGGCAAAGCAUAUUUUACCUUCUGAUCUUGUGCCCCAGUCACCAGCCACAGUUCCACCUCUUCCAAGUUCAGUUCGUCGACUUCGAGGUGGUCCCCUAGCCUCAGGAGUUCAUCGCAUCUCAAACUCUCCUAAUUCCUCGCCCUUCGGUCACACUGGACCUCGGCGUACAACAACCGACCACCUCACCACCCACUAUCGUCUAACUUCCGCAAACGCCAUCCCUGGCUCAUCUCGUAGUCGAGGUCGCAGUACUAUUGCUGAUUUCAUGCCCACAGCUGCUGUGGGCAAGGGAUCCUUGAGACGUAUUGGGGAUGCUUCAGGGACUCCCAGAACUGGUCCGCUUCCACCUCCUCCUCCACCUCCACCACGCUCUCCCCUUGAUGACGUAAACAUUGGCAAUGAUGAGUUACCUCAAGAAGAGAAUUCCUCUGAGGCCUCUCUAACCCCCACAGAAGGUGGAGAUGAAUUUAUUGAAGAUGGACUGGGUGGAAGCAGUUUUCUGGGUGAAGUGAGGCGUCCGCAGGGAUUCGGCGCACUUGAACCAUGUACUCCUGGAGUGCUUCAACGACCAAGACCUCUUGUUUCUAAUAUGCCUGGUCGAUAUCAGACCCCUAAAAUUACUCAACCCUCUAUGGAUAAAAGCUUGGAUGGAUAUGUAAUUGUCGAAAGUGAUGGAGUGGAAACUCUGCGUAGUUAUGGCAUUCGUCCUUCACCGCAACACCCAAGUCAACUCUCAAGGCGUAGCGAUGCCAUUUCACCAGUUGCUUAUCAAAAUACCUCUGCGUUGCCAUCUGCUGAUGAUAAAUCCCAUAUCCCCCGUAAGUUCAACUCGUCCGCUUCUCCCAAUGGCAAAGCAGCAAGUAGUAUUCGAUCACCUGCUGCGGAAGCUCACUUCGGAUUCGAUCCUAAGUCACCAUCAAGACAGACUGGAACAAAUGCUCGUUCAGGCAUUAAAUCACCCUCGAAUCAAUCCCAUAUUCCAACUGUAAAAUCACCUUUACAUCAAAUCUCCAGUGGGGGCUCCCUUCGUGGCAAAGAAGAGUUACAUAGUGGCUACAAGAAACCCGCUGAUACGGGAGUUCAAAUGCAAGCGGUGAGGAAGGUCAGCUCUAAUGCUGCGGCGGCGGCGGCGGCGGCGGCGACUGCAAGUGGAAAUAAAGUUGUGGACGAACAUUUAAUGGAGCAACACAACAAGGAGAUGGAGACAAUGACAAUGGUUUUGGAAUUAUGUGAACUUCUUACCGAAUUGGCUGAGCGUCGGGCCUCCGCUCUGACAGACUGUACAACCACCAAAGUGGAAGGAGAGGGAAUCUCAACCCCUUCUCCACCUCCAAGGACGUCCAGCCCUUCUGGUGAGACUGAUGCCCAGGCUCUGCCAACCACCAAGCUCAAAUUGGUUCCAGAGGCUGAACGAAUCGUUGAACAACUGGUGUUGUAUCGACGCAUUCUCUACUAUCUGGAAUAUGUGUUUGGUCAAGUGAAGAAAGCUGUGGAAGAAAAUCGUAUGCAACCCACAACAACCGCCAAAAAGCGUUUACAAGACUGCAACGCACUUUACCACCGAUGCUUUAUCCGACUUUGUCAGCUUCGGAGACUUUCAAGGCGAGAAGACCUCCUGGAACCCACUGGCCGACAUCUCUCUCGAAUUACUGCCAACAGACUCAUCUUCAACUAUGCUCUGGAUCAGUGCUUUGCCGCUGAAAUGGAUGAUUAUAUUGGGGAACUCGGACUGGCAAGUUUCACUAUAAUUCCCAUCUAUCAUGAAUACUGUACUGUCGGAAGCAAAAUCUACAUAAAACGUCGUUUAGAUGAAGCAAUUCAGCGUUAUCGUGCUGCAAUAAUCCUAAUUCACGGUCUGUGCCAACAUGCAACCACAGAUCAGGAUAAGUCCCUUCUCGCCGAAUGUCUGCGAAUGGUCCAAAAUCGUCACGCCACUCUCUUCAAUUAUGUAGCCUCCGGUGGUUUUGCAGGUGCUUUAGGCAGUGGCCAAGAAGGAGAUGCACCAGAACCCCUCCAACAACAUCAACAACCUUCCAUACCUUCCGACAACCCUACAGCAGUUGACUGCUUCUCCUGGUGA